ACUCAGUAUAAAAUAUGCGAGUACGAGGAUGAGUUGGUAAGAGGCAGACAUAAAGUGACAUAGGGAGUAACUGAGACAGACAGGAAGUCUUUCAGCAGAAGUUAGCCACCUCACACACACACACACACACACACACACAGAGCGCUCAGUGACAGGAGUGAAGUGUGUUAGAGGUGGAGGAGCCGGUAGACUGCUUCAACUUUGUAGAUACCUGAUGGCGUCUGGCAGAGCGGAGGAACAGCCACCAGCUCUACCUGUCAAACAGCACAGACGUUCCAGUGCUGAGUCUGACUGCGCAUUGCUCAGCCCUGUUGGACUCCAGCAUCAAAACUAUGCAUACAAUGAUGUCUUCCCUGAACCCACCGACUGUCACGCAGCCCAGUGCCCCAUACACCAGCGCUACGAUCCCUCCAGACACCUGCUGAGAUUUUUCUCCGAUGGCAUCCCGCCGCCUGUCCCAAAGAAGAGGUUUGCUCGGACCCUCUCCCAUCCCGGCAUAAAUGUGCCUUCAGUGUCACCUCUGUCUCCCUUCUCGCCUCUGCAAAGACACCCUCAAAACUUUGACAACCCCCUGUACAUGAUGGCACCCAUACCUGCCACCUAUUUCCAAGAGGAGACUGAAGAGACUGAAGCAGCGAGAAGGAGCCCUGUCCCCUCACUGUCCAUCUCCCAGCUGUCUUUUGACACUCCAGACGAACACCUGCCCUUCCUCUUCAGCAGCUUCACCGACCACAGGGUUGUUUCUCAGGGGAUUCAGCACCGCCAGCUACUCUUUCUCAGAAGUAUGGCACAGAGCGUGGAGGCUGGGAGCCUGCUGCAGGGAGAGGCCUCAGGCAGGGACGUUGGCUCAUACCAGCCUCAGGAUUUCCUGCUGUGUGAGGGCAGCAUGCCAAAGCAGGUUGGAGACACAAUUUACUACAACCUGCACAGCCCCAAGUUCCCAGGGAGACUGCUCAGCUUGAGGGUACACAAACAGACUGAGGCCUCAACUUGCACCAAACAUCAUCCAUUGCAUGUCAACGUGCAAGAUGUUAUUGCCUCUUUUCAACCCAGUAAAAACAAUGCUGGCACUUUGCAAACUGAGGAUCCAAGAGCAGCCUCUUCUGCUAAACCACCAGGUGGAAGUAGCACAGAGUCUGUGAAUGCAAAGGCCCACACAGUUCAGGUUUUCCUACAGAAAGGUCACACUGUGAGCGUUGAGAGAGACCUGCCACAAGCCACUCUAAAGGACUUUGUUCAGCUGCAGAGCUCCGAGUGUUUGGAUUAUGACAGACAGGUUUGUGUUCUGCUGCUGCAGAUUUUAAUGGGCUCACACCAUCUGUACCACAACAGCGCCACAGCAGCUGAGCUCAGGCCCCAGGAGAUCCUCCUGGUGUGGCCCAGCAGGGAGAAGGACAAGGGGGAGAAAAGGGAAAUGGAGUGGGAAGUGACAGAAGAACCAUGUAGGAUCCAGGUGUCGAGGACACGUGGUUCUCCUCGUGUGGUGCUGAGGCCACAGUCUUCUCCUCUUUCUCUACCUCAACCCCUUACUGCCAUUAAACUCCAGAUUGCAGCGCUAAUUCAGUUCUGCCUUCAUCCACAAGAGAGCCAAGCAUCUCAGGGUUCAGCUCUGUCCUCAUAUCGAGUGGGUCUUCUUCUCGUGUCAUCUCUGCUGCAGAGUGACAGCGGGCCCCAGAUGUUAGACAUAGCGGCCAUGCUUCAGGUGCUCCUCUGGGGGCCACGCGUCCCCCUCUUCAGUCAGCGAGGCUCCACCACCACCGCCGUGCACAACUGGCUGACCAUCAAACGAGCCCUGCUGGUGAUGAAGUUGGCAGAAAGAGGACUGAUCCAGGAUCAGUCUCUUCUGGACUGGGAGGACUGCUUGUGUCUGCAGUAUCUGUCAUUUACGGACUCAGAAGCAAUCGUGAGCGUGACCAGUCAGUUGUGGAACUCUGAACACUGACGGAAACUUACGGUCAACACGUAAGUAACUGCUGUAAAUGAAAUUAUUCCUUUGAUGAUGUAAACUUUUAAUCUAUGUAAAAAAAAUAUUUCCAUCCUUUUCUGAAACCCCAGCUUCACAUUCCUCUUUACAAUGUGAAAUCUGUUUGAUGAAAUGCAUCUCUGGUCAACAAUUACUUUCUCAAUCAGCUUCUUGCUACAAGUGAUCAAAUUGUAAAACUGUUUUCUGAGUUUUAUUAAAUUUUCCAUACAUCAUCUUUUUGUGCACCUCUCACUGGUUUGCAGAAAAUUAUGUCUUUUUAUGUAUUAAUCAAGAUUUCAAGAAAACUGCUUAAAAAUAACACACACAUUCCACGGAAAACUCAUUUUUUGCCACCUUAGGAUACAUUUCCUUUCAAAAUUAUGCUAUCACUGAAUAUCCUUUACAACAAGUGUAAUGAUCAAGCUAGCUAGCAGCAUCUGAAAGGCUUUUUCCCACAGCCUAGUAGCAGUGUGUUUUCCAAAAUGGAUAAUCCCACACUCACACCCACUUUACACAGUGGGACAGGUGCACAGAGGUGUGAAAGUAAUGCCUUUAAAAAGGUGUAUCCUACGUCCGACAUCCCAAUUUAUCACAUCAAGAACACAAAGAAAAUUCUUGGGAGAGAUUAGGAUCAUACGGGGGGUUACGGUGGAGAUUAAAAGCUUAGAAUUUUCUCUAUUUCUGCAUGAAUGUGACAAGAACAUUAUCAGAUGUUUACACAGGUGCUAAAAGUAGAUAGAGAACGCAAUUAAACAAUAUGAGACAAAAAUGAUAUGCAUGUAAUUUGUUUUGGUAAUAAAAAUGACCUAAUAUUACAUAAUUGUGAGGGGUAAAAGUACGUAAGCCUCUUAGAGUCGCAGUUAAUUUAAGGUUAAGCUGGAGUCAAGUAUUUUAAUCAAAAUAAGGACAAACUGGUGUGAGUUGGAGCUUCACAGUAUAAGUUUGUUGAAGUGUAUCAUGGCAGACUUCUUGGUUUCUUGAAAUGUAUUGUUGAUGCUCGUUAGGUAGAAAAAGUUACAAAACUAUCAGUGAAGACUUUCGACUCCAUCAAUCCACAGCCACAUCGUGCACAAAUGGAGCAAAUUCAAAGCAAAUGUUACCCUUAACAGAAGUGGUCGGCCUACAAAUUCACCCCAAAAGCAGAAGGGUCAUUCCAGAAACGGAGGAGAUUUUACGUCCCACCCAUCACAUUUCAAAUAUGAAAUACUAAAACAUGCAGCUUGUUGGUAAAUUCACCUGUCCUGAAAUCCAAUCAAAAAAACUAGAAGAAACGAAUUUUUGAAAAUAUUUUUAAAAUACCAAAGAAGUCUGGAGUCCCACCCAAAAUGACAUUUUUGUCUUGUCCCAUCCUUGUGAUGACCGAACUCAAUCUCAAAUUAAAACCGUUAAAAAGAAAUUUAAAUCUCCUUUUUUUGGUAUUGUUUUUUCAUUGAUGUCUCUUGUAAUGUGGAAACAUUGUUUUUAAUCAACCUUUUUUAAAAAGUAAUUAAUGCGCAUGGAACAUGUAUCCCACAGCAUGUUAGCGUAACUUUUUUAGCUGGUAGAAGAAGAAGAAAAAAAACAGCGAAUCACAUGAAACACUGGAAUUAACAUCAGUUUUCCAAAACAAUGAGUAGAGCACAGCUAUGUCCUCCUUUCUGUUUUUCAUAUUUUCAUAACAUUGUCAGCCUUAAUUUAAA
Molecule: messenger RNA, 3642 nt
Organism: Acanthochromis polyacanthus (spiny chromis)
Lineage: Eukaryota; Metazoa; Chordata; Actinopteri; Pomacentridae
Gene: peak3
Product: PEAK family member 3
Exons: 4
Coding region: 215-1942 (575 amino acids)
Biological process (GO): protein phosphorylation
Molecular function (GO): protein kinase activity
Source: RefSeq, a predicted model, not a curated record